This is a messenger RNA of Trachemys scripta elegans, 1792 nucleotides long. It is a transcript of the gene PTGIR, whose product is annotated as prostaglandin I2 receptor. The record is from RefSeq and is a predicted model, not a curated record. The transcript is spliced from 2 exons. Gene Ontology annotation, biological process: negative regulation of smooth muscle cell proliferation; positive regulation of cytosolic calcium ion concentration; adenylate cyclase-activating G protein-coupled receptor signaling pathway. Gene Ontology annotation, molecular function: prostacyclin receptor activity. Gene Ontology annotation, cellular component: plasma membrane. Lineage: Eukaryota; Metazoa; Chordata; Testudines; Emydidae. Bases 83 to 1159 code for a protein of 358 amino acids.
CCCCCCCCCCCCCCGCUCUAACCCAUUAGACCCCACUCCUCACCCUGUGUUAGAAACUGAACCCGGGAGUCCUGCCCCGCCGAUGCUCUUCCUGCAGAAGCGCUCGGAGCUGUCCUCCCUGGAACCCCUGGCCGACCUGUGCGCCAACACCACCCAGCUGCAGGAGGACGGCAGCCCGGUGAUGAGCUCCCUGAUGUUCUCCGCCGGCGUGGCCGGCAACGUGGUGGCGCUGGCCAUCCUGGGCGUGCACCGCAAGGAGCUGCGUACCAAGUCCUCGGCCUUCUGCAUCCUGGUGACCGGCCUGGCCGCCACCGACCUGCUGGGCACGUGCUUCCUCAGCCCCGUGGUCUUCGUCAGCUACGCCCGCAAUGCCUCCCUGCUGGGCCUGGUGGAGGGCGGGCGGGGCCUGUGCCAGCUCUUCGCCUUUGCCAUGACCUUCUUCGGCCUCGCCUCCAUGCUCAUCCUCUGCGCCAUGGCGGUGGAGCGGUGCCUGGCCAUCAGCCACCCCUACUUCUACUCCCAGCAUAAUGGGCGCGGCUGGGCCAAGCUGGCGCUGCCGGCCAUCUACGUCUUCAGCGCCCUCUUCUGCUGCUUGCCCUUCCUGGGCGUGGGACAGCACAAGCAAUACUGCCCCGGCACCUGGUGCUUCGUGGCGAUGGCGACCAGCCAUCCGGGCACCACCGCCGCCUUCUCGCUCACCUACGCCACCCUCAUGGCCUUCCUCAUCCUCGCCAUCUUCCUCUGCAACGGCUCCGUCAUCGUCAGCCUCUGCCAGAUGUACCGUAAGCAGCGGGCCCGGCGCGGGUCCCUGGGGCCGGCCCAGCGCCGCCGGAAAAGCUGGUUCAGCCAAGGCGAGGAAGAGGUGGAUCACUUGGUCCUGCUGGCCCUCAUGACUAUCAUCUUCGUCAUCUGCUCCCUGCCCCUCACGAUCCGUGCCUACAUCGGCGGCCUGGCCCCGGACAAUUCUGAGAAGGAUGACAUGGUAGCCUUUCGCUUCAGCGCCUUCAACCCCAUCCUGGACCCCUGGAUCUUCAUCCUGUUCCGGAAAGCCGUCUUCCGCAGCCUGCGCACCCUGCUCUGCUGGCCCUGGGCCGGGCGCCGGAGCCCGGAGCCCCGCAGGCUGGACAGCGUCCCCUUCCAGGCCAACUUCUCCUGCUGAGACGGGGGGCCCGGGCACCGCCAGGCCCUGCUGCAGGAACCACGGGCACUGAGCACCAGCCACGGGCCCCGCCCUGGGCACCACGGACAUCUCCAGGAGCCCUGCCACGGGCACUACGACAUCUCCGGGCACGGGGCCCAAUUGGGCACCUGGGACUCUCCGCUCCCAACCCCACCCACCGGCCACAGAGGCUGAAGAAGAGACCCAGGGCUCAUGGCUGGGUGGGGGUGACAGUGCGAGCCUGGACAGAGCAUGAGCUAAGGGGGCCAGGCAGGGGAGACGCCCCUCCCAGUGUGGGCCAGAGGGACCUGGGGGGGAGGGGCGUGGAUGCCCCCCAGGUGGGGUAUAAGGGACGUUUCAUACCCCCCCACUCCCCAGCAGCUAGAAGGUGGAAGCUGGUGCCGGAGGCUGAGCACCCUGGGGGAGGGGGGAAAGGCAGGGGGACACCAGGUCAAGGGGAAAAGGGGCAACUUUGGUCCCAACACUGAUUCGCCCCCAUACCCUGUGCAUGAUCCAAAUGGGGGGUAGAGAGGGGCAUAGGGAUUACGUGACUGGGCUAUAUGCACCCCCCGACUUGUGGAAAUGGCACAGUCCGGCCUCUGGCUUGUUAAUGGAACUUGCAAUUAAAUGCCU